CGUCUGUUUCGAGUGAUGCGAUUGGUCAAACUUCUUAGCAAGGGGGAGGGAAUUCGCACCCUCCUAUGGACCUUUGUGAAAUCACUCCAGGCCCUGCCCUAUGUAGCACUGCUUAUCGCUAUGAUCUUCUUCAUCUAUGCUGUCAUUGGCAUGCAGACAUUCGGGAAGGUAGCCAUGCAGGACUACACUCAUGUCAACCGGAACAACAACUUCCAGACCUUUCCACAAGCUGUGCUACUGCUCUUUAGGUGUGCGACGGGUGAGGCGUGGCAGGAGAUCAUGCUAGCCAGUCUGCCUGGGAAGCGGUGUGACCCAGAGUCUGACUACCUUCCUGGAGAGGAGUUCACCUGCGGAAGCAACUUUGCUAUCGUCUACUUCAUCAGCUUCUUCAUGCUGUGUGCAUUCUUGAUCAUCAAUCUGUUUGUGGCUGUCAUCAUGGACAACUUUGACUACUUGACCCGUGAUUGGUCUAUUCUGGGGCCACAUCACCUGGACGAAUUCAAGAGGAUCUGGUCUGAGUACGACCCUGAGGCCAAGGGUAGGAUCAAGCACCUGGACGUGGUAGCUCUCCUCAGGAGGAUCCAGCCCCCCCUGGGCUUCGGCAAGCUCUGCCCCCACAGAGUGGCCUGCAAGAGAUUGGUAGCUAUGAAUAUGCCCUUGAACAGUGACGGUACAGUGACCUUCAACGCCACUCUCUUUGCCCUCGUCAGGACCGCCCUCAAGAUCAAAACUGAGGGUAACCCCGACCAGGAGAACGAGGAGCUGAGGGUGAUCAUCAAGAAGAUCUGGAAGAGAAUAAAGCCCAAGAUCCUGGAUGAGGUCAUUCCUCAACACGAGGAGGAGGAGGUGACUGUGGGGAAGUUCUAUGCUACCUUCCUGAUCCAGGACUACUUCAGGAAGUUCAGGAAAAGGAAGGAGAAGGAUGGGGUGGCGGUGGGGGAACCCGACCCCAACAACCCCUCUGCUCUACAGGUACCUUCCUCGGGGCUGCGGACCCUGCAGGACCUGGGGCCAGAGAUGAGGCAGGCCAUGCACUGCGACCUGGACGAGGAGGAGGAGGAGGGGCUGGAGGAGGAUGUGGAAGAGGAUGACAAUGACAACGGCUAUGGCCCUGAAUCUUCCAACGACAGGCGGAGCUCCAUGGUGACCACGCCCACAGGAGGUGGCGGUCAGAUGCCCGGGGAGAGCCUGUCCAAUGGGGGGCUGAGCCACCGCGCCUCGCUGUCCAAGACACCCAAUGGGGGGGGUCUACUGGAGCAGGACGAGCUCAGGAGGGGGGAGGACCACCGGGGGUCCGUCAGCCACCAUCACAGACACCCCUCCAUCAAAAACGGGGUGGUGGAGCACGCUCCCAAGAGGUCUUCCUACUACAAGCACAGCAGGCGGGAUUCCAGAGACAGGUCCUCUCCCGUGUCCCGGGGGCGUAACGGGGGGCUAGACGGGGAGGAGGCCUACCCUGGGGAGCAGGGCUACUACAGCCGUGACGAGGACAAUGACAGCAUCAUAUCCCGAGACAGACAUGGUUACCCUGACGACCUCUACCGAGAACACCUGUAUGACACUCCCCGAGACAGUAACUACGGCAACGGCUACAACGACGGCCGCAGGACAGCCAGAAGACGCCUACUUCCUGCCACGCCUACAGGACGCAAGCCUUCCUUCAACAUCCAGUGUCUGAGGAGACAGGGGAGCAGUGAUGACCUCCCCAUACCUGGUACCUACCACCAGAACUCUCCCCCUUGCCGGGCUCGCACCCAGACGUACGGGAGUUACGACUCUCGCCGCAGCAGCAGUCGUUCCUCCACCGGCUCCUCGGCCUCCUGGGCCAACCCCUGCCCCCGGCGCGGCCGCCUCCUCUACGCCCCCCUCAUCCUGGUGGAGGAGGAGGGCGGGCCAGGGACUGGUGGGGGCAUGUGGGGGGGAGAAGAAGCCUCCGGCCCCCAGGCCCCCUACAGGGCAUACACCACCCUGAGGGUGCCCUCCAAGCUCAGUUCUCACUACAGCGACAAGAGGGGCAGUGCCGACAGCCUGGUGGAGGCGGUGCUGAUCUCAGAGGGGCUGGGCCUAUACGCCAAGGACCCCAAGUUUGUGGCCUUCGCCAAACGGGAGAUCGCCGAUGCAUGUCACAUGACCAUCGACGAGAUGGAGAGCGCUGCCAGCGACCUCCUCAGCCGGGGCAGCGGAGGGAGUGGCACCGGGGGUAGCUUCCUCAACAACCCCGACCUGGGAACACUCUACAGCGACGAGGAACCAAUGAGGACUGGUCGUGACGAGGAGGACCUGGGAGAUGAGAUGACCUGCGUGACAUCAUUCUGAUCUGGACCAAUCGCAUCAGAGCAGGAGAGAGAACCUGGAGGGGGAGACAGGGAGAAAGGAGAAGCUGGCCAACCUGGUAUCUCCAGACUGAAGAGGAGACGGGACUGGCCACAAGGCCUCAAAGCUUCACACUGGCCCUGGAACGUCAGCUGCAAAAGAGAGAGGAGGGAGACGGGGGGAGAGAGAGAGAGAGCUG
This is a messenger RNA of Hypomesus transpacificus, 2512 nucleotides long. Its product is annotated as voltage-dependent L-type calcium channel subunit alpha-1F-like. The transcript is spliced from 18 exons. The record is from RefSeq and is a predicted model, not a curated record. Gene Ontology annotation, molecular function: high voltage-gated calcium channel activity. Gene Ontology annotation, biological process: calcium ion import across plasma membrane. Gene Ontology annotation, cellular component: membrane; voltage-gated calcium channel complex. Lineage: Eukaryota; Metazoa; Chordata; Actinopteri; Osmeriformes; Osmeridae. The coding region runs from base 16 to 2316 and encodes 766 amino acids.